Tachysurus vachellii is the source of this 4703-nucleotide messenger RNA. It is a transcript of the gene irf2a, whose product is annotated as interferon regulatory factor 2a. Gene Ontology annotation, biological process: immune system process; regulation of transcription by RNA polymerase II. Gene Ontology annotation, cellular component: nucleus. Bases 288 to 1259 code for a protein of 323 amino acids. Lineage: Eukaryota; Metazoa; Chordata; Actinopteri; Siluriformes; Bagridae. The record is from RefSeq and is a predicted model, not a curated record. Gene Ontology annotation, molecular function: RNA polymerase II cis-regulatory region sequence-specific DNA binding; DNA-binding transcription factor activity, RNA polymerase II-specific. The transcript has 9 exons.
UAGGCAGUGUUCCAUAAAACUGAGUCCUCCUCUAAGGCCCAAUCACUCGGGUUGUUUGGAUAGUUUUGUUUUUUUAAGUUCCCGUCUUUUCGAUUCACGUCGUAGUAAAUCGCGACGUGUACGUGAAGCCCCGGCAGUGGCGUGUGAAGUCCCAGUGCAGCACUUCCGCAGUUUAUUAGACACGUCUGUAAGCAGCAGCAGGACUCAGUAAGAUCAUGACACUAACUAACAGCUGCUGAUCGGAAUAAAUAACGUCACAACACAGGACACUCGAGCAGCAGGUGAAGAUGCCGAUCGACAGGCAGCGAAUGCGUCCAUGGAUCGAGGAGCAGAUCAACAGCGGUAAAAUCCAAGGCCUGAUCUGGGUUAAUAAGGAGGAAAAGAUAUUCCAGAUCCCGUGGAUACAUGCUGCCCGGCAUGGCUGGGAUUUGGAUAAAGAUGCUCCACUCUUUAUGAACUGGGCCAUUCACACAGGAAAAUACCAACCUGGAGUGGACAAGCCUGACCCCAAGACAUGGAAGGCGAACUUCCGCUGUGCCAUGAACUCCUUACCGGAUAUAGAGGAAGUGAAAGACAAGAGUAUGAAAAGUGGAAGCAAUGCGUUCAGGAUGUAUCGUAUGCUUUCACCAUCAGAAAGAGCAGCUAAGAAAGCCAAGAAGAAAAAGAUGGAACGGGAGGCGAAAGCAAACGGCCCGGUACAGAAACGGAAAGCUAAGAACAGCGAGCCAGAGAAAGAGUUGCAGCUGAAGGAAGAAACGCUGCCAGACAGCACAGUUUUAUCAACAGAACCGGAUCAAAGCCUGGCGCUCAGCUCUCAAAGUAAGCUGACCAUCAGCUAUCUCCCAGACGUUUGUGCUGUCGUGGAGGUCACUACUGAGAACGAGGAGUCAGCCGUCAGCUCCACUGUGAUCCCCUACGACUUCCAGAUCUCCCCAAAGUCCUGUUACGCUGAGAGCGACGACGAGGACGCACACAGUGGUGAAGAUGUGGAGCCUCAGGAUUUGUCCUUCAGUUCGAGACAAUCUUGCUCCUCUGUGCUCAGGAUCGCACCAAGCUUUCUGGACAAAAAUCAGUCGUACAUCUCGGACAAGACAAACUUUUGGGUGACGAGCUUCCGAGAGGAUUCGCCCAUGAUCGGCUACGACGUGGAGGCCUGGCGUCCGUUCCUUCCUGCUCUCACCAUCGACCUCAGCACCAGCUCCAGGUCUCGUGCCAGCGUCAUCAUGAAAGCCGUGGACCUUUCCUCUAAAAAGACGUAGGACGGAGAUUCGCUGCUAAACAGCCGCUCUGGAGGACCGAUUUCUGUUUUUUUGGGUUUUUUUCUUUCUUCCUCAUCUGUGAGAAGGGGCAAUGACCUGGGAUUUAUCCUCUUUCACCCUGGUGCUAUGUUCAGUGUGCAUGAACCUUUAUCUGAAUGUAAGGCCAUGCAAAGUUAAAAGCUAGAGGAGUCGCUGACCCAUGUGUUUAUUCAGCAAUAAAAUGAAGGGUGUAGUUACAGAGUUAGCUAACGUGAGCUAGCGAGGGUCAUUUCAGAACCGUUUCUUUUUUAAGCGGGUCGUUUAACUCGAGUCGGCGCAUCGUGUAUGAUGGCUAAGUAACGAGUUUAUAAACCUGACAGGAUUAGAAGAUUUUAUCAAGAGAUAACAACAAAUCCUACAAAACAACAGUUAUGUGGUUUAUUUUCUUCAAAUAGUUAUUUUAAGUUGACGAUGAACUGAUCAGUCUAAUGUAACUGAUCCCCAACACUAAAGUGUUUUUGUUUUUAAUCUGUUAAUGUGGGAAAACUAACAGAAGCUUUUUUUUUCUUUAUUUCUUCAUGUUUUUGAGCGGUUUAAUUUUGCAUGGCCUAAACCAAGACAUACCUCAACAAACAUGUACAUUUUUCAACAAAAAAUGUGUGGAAUUACCUCAGAGACUGAUCCACGGUUCGUUGCACUCACGCUAUAGUAUUAUAUAGGAGCACAAAGCUUAUGUUAGACACCAGCUUCGUUCGAUAGUACAAAGGACUGGCUGGUUGUUGAGCUAAUGAACAGAAGACAGGCAGUUGUGCAAACCUCUGAUUGGAAAGAUUAGGAUGAAACUUGUUCUUGUGUUUAAUGUGAGUGUAAGCAGAAGCUCUACACACACACUGAUAAAAACACUCUAUAAAAAGCACAACCAUUUCAUCACACGGCACUAACAGACAUACACAGAGCUAAAUAAAAACGGGUACUCGUCAUACACACACACACACUUUGGUGUGGACGCACCCCUAGUAGCAAAGCUGUGCUUGUGCGUCUCAGGCAGCGUGAACGCUAUUAAUACACGAAUACAGACUCCAAGAAUUGUAGAGAAGUUGCACAACAGCCAAACUAAUGCUAAUGCUAAUAGGUGCCCAGGUCUAAAGUAGCUACUGUAAACUUUCACUUUACACCAAAACUAAUAAUAAUUAAUAAAAGAAAAGCAGAGAAUGUAUGGAGAGUUUGAGAAGUUUACACUACACAUAUCUACACAAAGUCUUUUUCGGCAUGAUAAAAAGGACGCGGGAACCUGAAACAAAUUGCGGAGGCUGAUUCAAAAUCGCCGAUGAUAAAUGAUCGCUGCUGUAAGCCCCGCCCACUCCUCUCCAUCUCACAGGCUCUCACGGUCUGCAGGUUUAUAUUGAAGUUUCUGAUGUUUUUAUCAACUUUAACAGGGUAUGUUGACGUUAGCUCGACAGGCACGUGUUUAAUUAACGUUAGUUAAAUAUAAUGAACGCAGAAGCCACUGAAACAUAAAAAUGUUCUUUAUUGUACUUCCUGCCUGGGUGGAGGGGGGGUGAGUCAUGUCAUGUGACAAAAACAUCAUAUCAUGAUACUUGAACAUAUAUAUUUUUAUGAUACAAGAUAUAUAUAUAUAUAUACACACUGUCAGCAAUACAGUAGUGUUGCAUUAAAUAAAAAUAAACUAUAAAAAGCUUUUAUAUCUACAAAAAUAAAUGAACUUGGGAGAUCUGAUUAUUAAUCUUUAAAAAAAAAUGAAAAAAUGUCUAAAAAGAAAUGUAAUAUCUCAGAAAGUUGGAUGAAGUUAAAAGCUGUAUAAUGUUUUAGCGGUGAGACGAGCUGCAGUCACAGACGUAUCAUCUGUUAGCUUGGGUGUCUGUAUUUAUAUAUGACACGAGAAGAGUGAAGUCCAGGCUGAAAGACGUUCAUUUACGUUCACAGCAUUUACCAGACUUCCUUAUACAGAGCAAAAUCAUUUUUAUGCCCCGGAGCAGUUAAGGGCCUUGUUCAGUUCAGUGGACCAAGUGUUAGUCCAUCACCUUAACCACUGAGUGACCACAUGGCUAUCAGAUGGUGUUCAGAGCCACCUUUCGGUUUCAUUACUGCACACUCGAGUAGUCACAGUUUUCUGAAUCCUUCAGUCAUUGGAUUUGUACUUUAGGGUUUAGAACUAGGAAUGUUUUUGUAGAUAUUUUUAUAAUUUGGGUGAAUGAUUCAUAAACAAAAUAAAACCAGAUCAUUAAUCUACAGAAUGUGUAGGAUGUCAAACUCAAUUCAACAAUCACAGCACUGCUCAUUGGAAUGGACACACACACACACACACACACACACACACACACGCGACUCUCCAUACAGACAGGACCCUGAGCUCAGGAUCAAACCAGAUACCUAAGAGACAUCAUACCUGUAUACCUGCUGUAAGCCCCGCCCACUCCCUUCCAGUUCACAAGCUCUCACGACGAAGUGUUUAACUUGUUGAAAGCAGUGUUUCUUCUCUCCUCACACCAGAGACGGUGUGACCAUUCGUAAUCUUGCCACAUGAAAAUUUUAGUUCACAUCACGAUAUUUGAAGAUAUUUUUAUGAUACAUUAUACCAGGUUUAUGAUCUAUAGGGUUGCUAUCCUACGUUUGUGCUAUAACAGGCUGGUAUUUGAAGCUAAUAAUGAUUCCCUUUACUCUGAUUAUACAUGAUGAUACCACCACCAGGCUUCACUGUGGGGAUCAGACUACAUCACAUUAUUCCACGUGGUUGGAUGUAUUUAUUUUUAUUUUAGCCAGGAUUAGAUGAUGAUGAUGAUGAUAAUGAUUGGGAGUAAAAAGGCUUCAGUCCUGCCGUCCUACUCUGUAACCCAGAGAUAUGAAGAACUUAUAUACGAAGCAACGAGUUCUUGUCACAAAUGGCUGCAGUUCUUUUAAGAGUUGCUGUAGGACUCAUGGUAGUGUUGGAUUCAACCAUUUAAGCUCAGUUUAAUUUCCGGUUUUCAGUUUAGACGAUAGAAAGUCCAGGGUUGUUUUUUUUUUCUCUUUAAUUAUACCCUGACUUCUGGUCUCCUGAUGCUUCAGUCAUCUUACUUCUGAUGAAACUGAUGAUCAUCCAGAAAGAUUUACAGCAACAUCCUCCCUCUCUGUCCAGAUUUCUCCUGCUCUUCUCACCAACUUUAGACGAACCUCCUGGUCUUACGAACGUCCCUGCUGUGCCAUAUGACCUAAUCUUGUUGAUUAUUGUUAUACAGCUGGGCUUUAUUUGGGGUUAAACAGUCACUUAAUCUGUGUCAGGUGUACACUAAUUAAUAUUCAUCACCAGCUUGAAUGUGAUUGGUUGAGUCUCAACACAGUUAUUAAAGAGUGCACAUACUUAUGUAUGCUUCUGUUGGGAGGUUUUUUCUCACUAAUUUUUAGUUUUUUUUUUGUUUGUCAUUUAUUUUUAUAUAAAGAAAUUUCACAAUAAAGGUAGAAAAAGUU